Molecule: messenger RNA, 1608 nt
Organism: Blastocystis hominis
Lineage: Eukaryota; Bigyra; Opalinata; Blastocystidae
Exons: 8
Coding region: 20-667 (215 amino acids)
Biological process (GO): protein secretion; vesicle-mediated transport
Cellular component (GO): Golgi membrane
Source: RefSeq, a predicted model, not a curated record
AUUAUUACCUGUGGUACCAAUGUCGGUCAAAGAAGAUAAUCCUUUUCUUCCGGAUGUGGAGAUUGCUGAUGAAACAGUAUCAGUCUCUGUGAUUGGUGACAGCUUUAAUAACUCUAGUCACCCAAUCGCGUGUUUCUUCCAUUGUUCGUUCAAGGCAUGUGCUAUUCUGUUUUAUCUGUUCGGAGGCUUGUUCUUGAGCGACUAUAUGGUCCAGUUGGUGAUAGUCUUGCUGAUGCACACGAUGGACUUUUAUGUUGUGAAGAAUUUCAGUGGGCGCUAUCUGGUGGGUCUUCGUUGGUGGUCCGUGAUCUCCCCUGAUGGUCUUUCCAAUACCUUCCGUUUCGAGAAAACAAAUCAUCCCGAAAAAGUGACGAAGGCAGAUAGUCGUAUUUUCUGGUCUUUCCAAGUGUUGAAUACAGCUAUUUGGCUGCUCUUCGUGAUUUUCUGCAUCUUCGGGCUGCGAUUAAUUUGGUUGUUCGUAACUCUGGUCGGUUGCUCACUCUCUGCAUACAAUCUGUACGCGUACAUUCAAGCAGCAAAGAAUUCUAAUACCGCCAUGUCGAUGUUCACAUUUAUCCCGAAGGCAGUUACGCAGAAGGCAGUCGAAGCGGUCGGUUCUGCAGCGAUGUCGGUCGCCAAGUCCACCUUUAUGAACAGACAGAAAUGAGUUGUUUGUUGAAUGAACUAUAUUGUCCCCUACUUGUUGGGAAAGAAAAUGGGGCGAAAUGCACAGUUUAAAGGCUAACUUGUCAAAGGGCUGAUUUAGCCAAUUGACAGGUUUUAAUCACGCGUAAUGCUUUGAUUCCUGUUGUACUCGUUUGUAGUGUAUAUAUUGUAAUAUGCAUAAAAAUAAAAGCCCGUAAUGAAAAUGCCACGAAAUAAGAAAUUGUGUUCGAGUAAUUUGAUUGGUCCACAGAACCUUCUGUCAAUCACUCAAUUUGACAAAACAUAAAUUAUUUGAUAAGAGCAAUGGAUCUCAGCCAGCAAGGAGGGCCCUUGGAUUUUAUUUUUCAAAAGAAGUACACCACUAGAGGUGACAUUGACAGCCUCGUACUCCCUCAAUGGCUUAACGAGUAUUAUACCGUCAUGGAGGAAUUUGAAGGCAUGUGUGCAUGCGAUGCUGAAUUCGAAGCGUUGAUCCAGCCCAGUUUUUCCGCAUUUUGUAACACAAUAAAGAACUAUUGCUUCGAUUUUAGCUUUGGCUGUCAAUGUACUGGGUUAUUUGCAUCGGAAGAAGACAUUAACAACGUGAUGGAAAUCAUCUGGCUGGAGGCUGUAGUUGGAACUUGCAUCAAGUUUAUGGAAGAUAUUGUGGAAUUUGCUAGGGUGUGGAAAACUCAAGUGCAAGUUACUACCCAAACCAAGAAGAAUACCACCGCAAAGAAAGCGGAGACGAAAACAAGACCGAACAUCCCACGAAAAGCAAGGGACAUUUUGGAAGCAUGGUUUAAAGAGAAUGUAGAUAGUCCUUACCCCAAGCUGCAUGACAAGGAACGCUUGUGCACGCAGACAGGACUUUCGAUGAAAAAGAUUGACAACUGGUUCAUUAAUGAACGAAGUAGAAAAUGGCAUUUGUACAAAAGAAACUGUUUACAUUAGUUUGAGCCU